AUGAUGAAGAACGAUGACACAGAGACAUCAACGAGCAAACAAAAGGAAGGAGGAGGACCUUCUUCCAUCAAGUGUCCUAUGCUAAGCACGAGCAACUACACUGUCUCGGCCAUGCGCAUGAGGAUACUUCUCAGAGUAAACAAAGUAUGGGAUGCUAUCGAAACAGAGGACAAGGACGAGGAUAUGAAUGACCUCGCCAUGGCGUUACUUUUCCAGUCCAUCCCCGAGUCUCUGAUACUGCAAGUAGGAGAGCUAGACACAGCAAAGAAGGUAUGGGAUGCCAUAAAGUCUCGUCAUGUUGGGGCAGAGCGGGUGAAAGAAGCCAGACUGCAGACUUUGAUGGCAGAGUUCGACCGGAUCAAGAUGAAAGAUUCAGAGACUAUUGACGAUUUUGCUGGGAAUCUAUCUGCUAUUUCAUCUAAAUCUGCUGCUCUAGGAGAGGAUAUUGAGGAAUCGAAACUUGUCAAAAAUUUUCUUAAGUGUCUCCCUCGGAAAAAAUACAUACACAUGGUUGCUUCCUUAGAGCAAGUGCUCGAUCUGAACAAAACAAGUUUUGCAGACAUUGUUGGUCGCAUGAAGGCUUACGAAGAACGUAUUGCAGAAGAAGAAGAGGUCCUUGAAGAUCAAAAUAAAUUGAUGUACACAAAUUCGGAGCCUCAAGCACCACAAUCAAACCGUUUUGAACAAAAUCGUGACUUCAAUGGAGGAUACUAUGGAGGGUAUCGAGGCAGGGGUCGCGGAGGACGAUUUAGAGGAAGAGGCCGUGGGAGAUUUAACGGAGCAAGAGAUUUUUUAAAAGUUGAGUGUUUUCGAUGUGAUAAACUUGGUCAUUAUGCGUCAGAGUGUCCAGACAGAUUGCUCAAGCUACAAGAAACUCAAGAAACUGAUAUAAAAGACACUGAAGAAGCAGAUGAGCUCAUGAUGCAUGAGAUUGUAUUUUUGAAUGAGAAAAAGGUUGAUCCAAAGAAGUAUGAGACAGAUACUAAGGAGGAUAAUGUGUGGUACCUUGAUAAUGGAGCUAGCAAUCAUAUGACUGGAGACCGCAGGUAUUUUUCAUCUUUGGAUACUACUAUUACUGGAAAAGUGAGGUUUGGAGAUGACUCUCGCGUGGAUAUAAAAGGGAAUGGAUCUAUUGAGUUUGUCGAUAUGAAUGGGGAAGAAAGAACUAUGUCUAGCGUAUACUACAUUCCUGAUUUGAAGAGCAGUAUUAUUAGCCUUGGACAGGCGACUGAGGUUGGUUUUGAUGUACGAAUGCGAGGAGAAGACCUAACUAUGCACGAUACAGAUGGGAAGUUAGUUGUUAAGACUACUAGGUCAAGGAAUCGAUUGUACAAGGUUCGCAUGAACAUUAAAGACCACAUGUGUUUAAGUGUAAAGGUGCUAAGCGAGUCUAACAAAUGGCAUGCAAGAUUGGGGCAUAUAAACCUUGAGACAAUGAGGUCGAUGAUACAAAGAAGAUAG
Molecule: messenger RNA, 1461 nt
Organism: Camelina sativa (false flax)
Lineage: Eukaryota; Viridiplantae; Streptophyta; Magnoliopsida; Brassicales; Brassicaceae
Molecular function (GO): zinc ion binding; nucleic acid binding
Source: RefSeq, a predicted model, not a curated record